Messenger RNA from Paramecium octaurelia, 1440 nucleotides. The record is from the annotation of a GenBank genome assembly. NCBI's taxonomy places the organism in Eukaryota, Ciliophora, Oligohymenophorea, Peniculida, Parameciidae.
AUGAUAUUUUUAUUAAUUAUAAAAAUAACUACUGCAUGGAAGUCAGAGAGUGUCAAAGAAAAUAUAUAAACAUGUUAGAUCUUUCAGAAUCCAAGUUAACUAGAAUGUGAAUUAAGUGAUUUAGUUAUAUUCAGAUUGGACUCUUAUUAUGCAAUUUGUUUAAUUUCAACUGAGAUUGGAAUCUAAAGUUUGUUAUAUGAAAAUUCGAGUGGAAAUUAAUAUUUCAUUUGCGUACUUAAAGAAAGUAUUCUUAUAUAUCCUUUGCCUUAUGCUUGUGGAAGCUCCUUUAUGUUAUUGUAACAUUAAAAUAAAUUUUCAAAUUAUUCAUUAACUAAGGAUGAUUCAUAUAUGUACAUUUUUGGAGGGUUUGAUGAUUCUUAAUUGGUGAAUCAAUUGUACAAAUAUAGCUUGGGAGAUCUCAUAAAUAAUCAAGUCACUUUUUCAGUUCUGCCUAAUAAUUUUAUAUAAAAAUUGAUUGUAAAUUUAGAAUUAUGGGAUGGGACUGCGGAGGAAUUCUAAUUUACAUCUAACAUACCUUAGUUAUAAAAACUAAAGAAUUUAGGAUAUGAAUAUAAAAUUGGUUCUAUCUUAGAAAAUACAUAGUGCUUGUCCUCAAAUAUUCCAAAAUGCUUAUAACAAAGCGUUAUUGUCUAUGUGGAAGAAUGCAAUUGCAUCAAAUUAUUUUAUGGAAGAGAUGCUAACAACGCAAAUCAAUACGAGUCGUGGAAUUACUAUUUAGACUAAUAGGUUUGGUAGGAAACAACUGUAGAUUCAAUGAUAAAAAUUGGAAGUUCUCCAAUUGGGCAAUAUUUACCAGAAAUAAAUAUGGUAGGAUUUUUUGCAGAGAAUUCAUAUUUCUUUUAUUAUGACUCAGAAUGGUAUAACAAUUAUGAUUAAUUAAACUUUGGAUCUACAUUUAAACAGAUGAUUGUUUACGAUAACAAGACCUUUCUAUUAAAUAGUUCGAGUAUCCUAUAUAGCUAAAAUGAUCAAUAAAAUGCUAAGAGUUAAUAAUAUGGGAUUUAUGUUUGUUAAGAUAAUUAUCGUGGGUAUAACUGUUAGAUUUCAGAUUAUCAGUGUCCAGGUAGCAUAUGUUUUAAUGAUUUAUUGUUUGAGAGAAUAUGUGUCGAUUGUUAAGGUCAUGGUACUUGUUAAUAUGGAAAUUGUAAAUGUGAUACUGGAUAUAGUGGUAAUGAUUGUAGCUAAUAUGAAAAAUGUUUGAAUGACUGUUCAAAUCAAGGAACUUGCAUUUAAUAUUUUCCAACACCUCAAUGUAGAUGUAAAUAGGAGGAUAAAAGGGGAGGGGAAGAUUGCUCAACAAUAUUCUGUCUAAAUGAUUGCUCUAAUAAUGGAGAAUGCAAAGAUGGAGUUUGUGAAUGUAUUACUGGAGUCAAAGGAGAUGAUUGCAGCAUAUUAAAUCUAAAAUUUAUUGAUGAAUGA